ACACCAAUCACCUACUUGAUAUCUAUAUGGAUAGAGUCAUGAGAGUUGUUCCGCUACUCAGCUUUCUAUGCAUUACGUCUAUUACUCUUGGCUUAUGCAAUGGAAACCUGAAUGUGCCUUGCCAACAAAAUGAGAGACAAACACUUCUUAUGUUCAAGAAAGAUCUCGAUGAUUCUUCAAAUCUGCUUUCCUCUUGGGCUGCUGAAGGCGAUUGUUGCACCUGGACCGGUGUUGCCUGCGACAAUUUAACCGGUCAUGUCCGCGAGCUCCACCUUGCUGGUUAUUAUGAUGAAGUGACUGGUGAGCGCCAUGGGCUGGGUGGUAAGGUAAAUCCUUCUCUACUCAAUUUAAAGCAUCUCACCUACUUGGACUUGAGCUACAAUGAUUUUGGAGGACGACAGUUUCCCAGCUUUCUUGGUUCUCUUAAAGGUUUAAGGUAUCUUAACCUCUCGGAUGCAGGGUUCAUGGGAACCGUUCCUCCUAAGUUGGGAAAUCUCUCAAGCCUGCGUUAUCUGGACCUUUCUUACAAUGGUGGUUGGAAGGUCGAGAAUCUCAAAUGGCUUUCUGGUCUUUCUCAGUUGAAACAUCUUGAAAUGAGUUGGGUAGAUCUUACCAGGGCAUCUCAUUGGUUACAAGUCAACACACUCCCUUCUCUCCUGGUCGAGUUGCAUUUGUCAUGCUGCAAACUUUAUCACAUGCCAAGUGGUAUUCAGAACUUGACAAGUCUUAAAGUUCUUGAUCUGUCCUCCAACUAUUUCAACUCUACCAUACCUCAAUGGUUGUGCAGUUUGAACCAUCUUGAGUCCCUUGAUCUUUCUUUCAAUGCUUUCCAUGGUGAAAUUUUGAGUUCCCUUAGAAACUUGACAGCCCUUGUUGAUCUUUCAUUACGUUCUAAUCAGCUUGAAGGGGAAAUCCCAAACUCAUUGGGAAAUCUUUGUAAGUUGACUUCUUUUGAUGUAUCGUCAAACAAUUUCCGGGGGAGGGUAUCAGAAAUCUUUGAAAGUUUGUCUAGCUGUAGUUUUGGUCAAAUAGAUUCCUUACAGCUUUCGGAUAAUAACUUUUCAGGUCAUUUAUCUGAUCAGCUGAGAAUUUUUAAAAAUUUACGCAUCCUUGAUCUUUCAAAUAAUUCAAUAUCAGGUCCCAUUCCAGUGUCUUUAGGAAAUCUAUCACUCUUAGAGGAGUUGGUCAUUGAUCACAAUUCAUUCGAGGGUGUUGUCUCUGAAGUUCAUUUUACUAAUCUUACAAGAUUGUCUACCUUUUAUGCAAAUAAGAACUCCUUGACUCUUAAAACUAGCCCGGACUGGGUUCCUCCUUUUCAACUUUUUAGGUUGAGUUUAAGUUCUUGGCGUCUGGACCCAUCACAGUUGCCCGCAUGGCUUCAGAGUCAAAAACACUUGUCCUAUCUUAAUAUGUCCAGUACAGGAAUUUCAGGUACCAUUCCGGCUUGGUUGUGGAACAUUUCUUUUCUUGGAAACCCGAUAUAUCAAGUAAUCUAUGUGGAUCUCUCUCGUAAUCAAUUGUCUGGGGAGGUUCCAAAUAUAGCUUCUACCCACUGGUUGGAUUACUCUGCUCUAGAAGUUGUAAUUUUUUUAGGAUCUAACCAAUUCAACGGUUCAUUGCCACUUGUGUCUUCGGCAGUGAUUGCACUAGAUCUUUCCAAUUCAUCAUUUUCGGGAACUCUCUCUCACUUCUUUUGUGAUAGGAGUGAUGUACCUAAAAACCUUCGAGUUCUUCUUCUUGACAACAAUCUCCUCGCUGGGGAAAUUCCGAAUUGUCUGUUACAUUGGCCUAACUUGACAGUUGUGAAUUUAGAAAACAACAAUUUGACGGGGAAAAUCCCAAGCUCUAUUGGCGACUUACUUUCCCUUCAAUCAUUGCACUUGCGCAAUAAUAGCCUAUCUGGAGAAUUACCCGUGUCCCUACAAAACUGUCGGGAGUUAAUCCUUCUUGACCUUCGUGGAAAUAAGUUUGUUGGAAGCAUUCCAAUAUGGUUUGGCCAAAGCUUGGUGGUUCUUAUUCUUCGCUCAAAUAUGUUCCAAGGCACCAUUCCUGAUGAACUUUGUAGUCUCACAAAGCUCCAAAUCUUGGACCUUGCGCAUAACAAUCUCUCGGGAACGAUACCAAGGUGUUUCCAAAAGUUGUCAUCCAUGGCCACUAAAUUUUCAAGCAAAGAAGCUCCCAGUAUUGAAUUCAUCAUUUCUCGUUUUUAUAUUGAUUCGUUUAAUAAUCGGAGGAACAUCGACACCUACACAGAGAAUGCGGAUUUUGUGGCCAAAGGCAGAGAAGUGAAAUAUAGCACAGUGCUUCGUUUGGUAACUAGCUUGGACCUUUCAAGAAACAUAUUAUUUGGAGAAAUCCCUGAAGAGCUGACCAACCUCAUUAACCUACAAACGUUGAAUUUAUCCGGUAAUCUUCUGACCGGAAGAAUCCCUUCCAAAAUCGGUGAUAUGGGAGCGUUAGAGUCGCUUGAUUUGUCUGUGAACCAACUUUCUGGCGAAAUUUCUCCAAGCAUCUCGAAUUUGACAUUUCUUAAUAAUUUGAAUUUGUCCUAUAACAAUCUAACUGGGCAGAUUCCAAAAAGCACUCAACUUCAGAGCUUUGAUUUGUUUAGUUAUACUGGCAAUAAACUUUGCGGACCUCCAUUGGAAGAGCGUUGCAGUACAAAUGAGGCCAUGCCACCGGUAGGUGAUGAGAAGCACAGUGAAGGUCAUUUACUUGAAGACGGUGGUUUCUAUCUGAGUUUGGGGCUUGGUUUUGCAUUUGGGUUUUGGGUUGUUCUUGGUUCAUUGUUGUCUAACGUGCCAUGGAGCAAUACAUUUUCUCAAUUCCAAAAUCGCAUUGUGAAGAAGUUCUAUGCUGCAAUCGUUGAAUGUUAUUAACUAUUUUGUGUAGAUAGAUCGAGUUUGUGUGAUUUGUUUUUACUCUUUUGUUAUCCAAUUAGAAUGUUACACAGUUGUAUGCUUCUUUGUAGCAAUUUAUUUUGUCUUUUCCUUGGUUUUUUUUCUUUGGCCGUAUAAAAUUGUAAAAUUUGCUUUAUAAAUACGACAUUCCUGA
Pyrus x bretschneideri (Chinese white pear) is the source of this 3054-nucleotide messenger RNA. RefSeq names its product receptor-like protein EIX2. Lineage: Eukaryota; Viridiplantae; Streptophyta; Magnoliopsida; Rosales; Rosaceae. Gene Ontology annotation, molecular function: protein binding. The record is from RefSeq and is a predicted model, not a curated record. The coding region runs from base 27 to 2879 and encodes 950 amino acids. The transcript has a single exon.